CUUUGCUGUAGUUUCCUGUCUCAAAAUCAGCUGCUGUUCACAGUAGUUAUGGUAUCACAGUAAAAACUGCAACACUGGAAAGCAUAGCUUGCCAGAAAGAAAUUUCAGUGCAGUGGAUGGGAUCCUUGUCGUUGUGCCCUGGGGAAUUAGCAGAAGAAAGUGAUCCAUAAGACUACAGAGCUUGCUCUUCUGUAUCCAGGCUGGAAUCAAUGAUUGUUCUAAGGAGGGGACAAUGAAUAGCACUGAGUGCAUGGAUGAUUACAAUCUGGAUAAGAACUUGUUUCCAUUUGUUUACAUCAUUGUGAUUGUGGUCAGUAUUCCUGUCAAUUGUUCAUUCCUCUGUGUAUCUUAUAUACAAGUAAGGAAAAAAAAUGAGUUAGCUAUAUACCUCUUCAGUUUAUCCCUAGCUGACCUCCUAUACACUCUGACCUUGCCUCUGUGGAUUGAUUACACUUGGCAUGAAGAUACCUGGCAAUUCUCUGCUUUGCUUUGCCGGAUUUCUGCCUUCCUUAUGUACAUGAAUUUUUACACCAGUGCUGCCUUCCUCACUUGCAUCUCCGUUGAUAGAUACCUGGCAUUAGUUCACCCUCUCAAGUUCCAACACCUGCGCACAAGAAGAUCUGCCUUGCUUGUUAGCAUCUUUGUUUGGGUUUUGGAAACCAGCCUUAACGGUAUGAUUCUGGUGAAGGAUGAAACAUUCCACAAGGUUUGCAAUUCCACUGACCAUGUCUUAUGUUAUGAUAAAUACCCUUUGGAAAAAUGGCAAGCCAUACUAAACAUCUUCCGGAUAUGCUCAGGAUACAUGAUCCCUUUGGCAAUCAUGCUGUUUUGCUACCAAAAAAUCUACCAAGCUGUGAGGCAUAAUCAAGCCACAGAAGAUAGAAAAAAGAAAGUCAAGAAGCUGCUAUUGAGCAUCACCAUUACUUUCUUCUUUUGCUUCACUCCCUACCACGCUGUGUUGCUGAUUCGCAGCAUCAAUGAGCCAGACAAUGGCAACUUUAUCCAUAUGUUUAAGCCUUAUAGAAUUACUCAGGCCUUAACAAGUUUCAACUGUAUUGCUGACCCAAUUCUGUACUGCUUUGUGAGUGAAACUGGGAGAACGGAUAUCCUGAACAUGCUCAAGCGCUGCUUUUGUGUGCGGCAAUCUGAAUUACAGCAGCCAACAGAUGCUACUAUGACUAGCAUUAUGAAAAAGAAUACUACAGCAGUGACACUGAAGUCAUCUACAGACCUUUAAGUGAAAAUGAACUUUUGUCCAAAAUGCCCAAUAUAGUGAACUGCCAAAGUCUUUCCUCAUUUACACCCAAGAAACACCACUGAAGCUGUAUAGUAUUCAAAAUAAUGUGAAAUCAGUGGAGUUGCCUGGGUGUAACUGAGGGGAAAAUUCAGCCAUUAUAUUUUUUUGCUUUACAUAUACCAUGCAAGGGCAAGUAUGUGGUCUAGUGAUCUAAAGGAGGUAAAUGUGAGUCAGGACUCAUGGGUUCUAUUAUUGGAGGAUUUAAUAGGGAUUCAUUAUGUGACCAGAGCAAGUCAUUGAAGUUGCACCAGUAUACAACUGGAGUGGAGAGGC
Chrysemys picta bellii (western painted turtle) is the source of this 1570-nucleotide messenger RNA. It is a transcript of the gene GPR65, whose product is annotated as G protein-coupled receptor 65. Gene Ontology annotation, biological process: G protein-coupled receptor signaling pathway. Gene Ontology annotation, molecular function: G protein-coupled receptor activity. NCBI's taxonomy places the organism in Eukaryota, Metazoa, Chordata, Testudines, Emydidae. Gene Ontology annotation, cellular component: membrane. The record is from RefSeq and is a predicted model, not a curated record.